GGAGUCAGUAAGUUGGCUUGUGCUCAGCGCCUGCGCAGGAGGUCUUCUCUUCUCGCCUGCCCAAUCUCUCAACGCCGGCGCUGUUUUCACCCCCGCCUCCGGCUGAAGGCCGCGGCGACCAGCUCGGGUGCAGGACGGAGACCGGCGAGGAGAAGAAGGAGGAGGGAGCGGGCCGGAGUGGCUGCGCAUCCCCCACGGAAUUGCCGGCGGGAGGCCCGCCUCCGGCCAGGCCUGGCCAUGGGCUCCUGAGGGCCUCGCGCUCCGCCCCGUCCCCCGAGUGACGGACGGAGCGGUCCCUGCCGGAGGAGGAGGAGGCGGCGGAGAGAGCGGCGAGCGGCAGCCCCGCCGCCAGCAUCGGUCCGGCGGGUCCCUGCAGUGCCGCGUGGCGGUUUGAAAGAUCCACAACUCAUAGGUGACUCUACAAAACGACAUGAUGACUGGAGGCGUAUCAGUGCCUGAGCCGGGCUCUCCAGCCAGCACUCCUGCUGCAGCCCUCAGCGUAUCUUGGAUACCUGAGGAUGGCAGCCCCACUGCUGUGGAGGAACCAUUUUUCCUAAUGACCCCAGCUGCCCAGGCCAUCUCAGGUUUCUUUGUGUGGUCAGCUUUGCUUAUCACCUGUCACCAGAUCUACAUGCAUCUCCGCUGCUAUAGUUGCCCCAAUGAGCAACGUUAUAUUGUCCGGAUCCUCUUCAUUGUGCCCAUUUAUGCUGUCGACUCAUGGCUCAGCCUCCUUUUCUUCACCAAUGACCAAUACUAUGUUUACUUUGGCACUAUACGUGAUUGCUAUGAAGCUUUUGUAAUCUACAAUUUUCUUAGCCUCUGCUAUGAGUACCUUGGUGGAGAGAGCUCCAUCAUGUCUGAAAUUAGAGGGAAGCCCAUUGAGUCCAGCUGUAUGUAUGGAACUUGUUGCUUAUGGGGAAAGACGUACUCCAUUGGAUUCCUAAGGUUCUGCAAGCAGGCCACUCUGCAGUUCUGUGUGGUGAAGCCCCUCAUGGCAGUCACUACAGUCAUCCUUCAGGCAUUUGGCAAGUACCAAGAUGGUGACUUUGAUGUCACAAACGGGUAUCUCUACGUGACAAUCAUUUACAAUAUUUCUGUCAGCCUGGCUCUCUAUGCCCUCUUCCUCUUCUAUUUCGCCACACGUGAACUGCUCAGUCCCUACAGCCCUGUCCUCAAAUUCUUCAUGGUGAAGUCUGUCAUCUUCCUGUCCUUCUGGCAAGGGAUGCUGUUGGCCAUCCUGGAGAAGUGUGGUGCAAUUCCCAAGAUCAAUUCAGCCAACGUAUCUGUGGGUAAAGGGACCGUGGCCGCUGCCUACCAGGAUUUCAUCAUCUGUGUGGAAAUGUUCUUUGCAGCCAUUGCUCUGCGCCAUGCCUUCACAUACAAGGUGUAUGCAGAUAAACGUCUUGAUGCCCAAGCUGUUCCGUCCUAUGGGCCAUAUGGUCGCUGCGCACCCAUGAAGAGCAUCUCUAGCAGCUUUAAGGAGACCAUGAACCCCCAUGACAUUGUGCAGGAUGCCAUCCACAACUUCUCCCCUGCCUACCAGCAAUACACUCAGCAGUCAACCCUAGAACAUGGACCACCCUGGCGUAAUGGUGCCCACAUCAUCUCACGCUCCCACAGUAGUUCUGGUGUCCGUGACAAUGAGAAGACCCUGCUCCUGAGCUCAGACGAUGAGUUCUAGAGGGGGAGGUGGUGGUAGUAUGGUAUGCUGUGGCCUGGAAUUAUUCCCUUUUAUUUAUUGAACCAAAAACGCAAAUCACGCCCCCCCCCUUUCCUCCCUCCUUAAAUGGUGCUCAAGUCAGGAAUGGGCACUUCCUGCUGCCAGAUUGUGAGCGCGUGGGCCAUUGGGACAAAUGGCGGGUGAUUUGGACUUUCUUUUCCUGGUUUUCGUUUUCAUUAAAGGUUUAACUGGAGCACAUUUCGCUUAAUAAGGAAGAUUUAAAAGAACACAAAACCCGCCUGUCCCAGAAGGGAGCAAGGAUCCAUAAUGAAUGGAAUGUGCCAUGCUUUCUUUGUGGUGGUCCUUCUGCUUUUAUUGGUGGGGUGGGGAAAGGUCAGGCAAGAGCACCUCAAAGCCAUGAAGCUGUGUCUUCACCCACUUAACAAGCUGUCUGGAAUGUGACUGACUGAAAUCUGAAGCAGCAGAAAUUUUAUCCCACACACACACACCUGUACUCCUAAUAUGUGUUUUCAUACUUUGGUUUCUAAGGAGUUAAUUGGGUUGCAGGUUGAACCCUCAACUAUUGCCCGAGUAUUAACUUUGACCAACCUCUGAGUUGUGACCAGAAUUCCUUUAGGUAUAUUCUGGAGUACAACAGUCACACAUCUUUUCUGUUUCUGCUAAUGAUCAGUGUUGGGUGCUUCAGAAGGGAGCAAUAUUCUGCUUUAGAAUAAGGAGGGAAAUGAGAGAAAUCUCUCCUGGAUCAAAAUAAUGAGCAAAUCUGAAACCUUGUGGAGGUGAAAAGUGGCUCUUGUCAUGGGUUUUCUUGCCUUGUAUUCUCUUGAAGUGUUAGACACUUCUUGCAAAAUAGGACCUGCCAUCAGCAGAGGGGGAAAUGUCUGGCUCUAGAUUGUGACCUAGCCAUGGUCACCCAGAACAAGCUGCCCCAGAUAGGAGGAGGAGGCACAUUCCCCCACACAUUGCUUGGUGGAUGAAAAUGUGUCUCUUCUUCCCCACACUUCUGUAUGGAUGGGGACCACUUUGGAUGACUCUGCUGCAGAAGAGUGUCCAUCUUGCACAUGUAGCUCCUGAUCCAGCAAGGGAAUCCACAUGCAGAAGACUGCUCCCCUGAACAGAUUGCAGGGGAGGUCAUAUGCUCUUGUACUUUAAUUUCUAGGAAAUCUGCAGUCGUUGAUUUCAUUCUCUUCUGUAUCCUCUCUUCUGGUGAUCGAGUUCUGCAGUCUUUGAUAUUAAACUUUCUGUAUUGCAUCUGCCCCUCUUUUUAGAGCUGAACAUCUGUGUGUGUUAACCUUCAGAAAAUCUGUUGCAGGUCACUAGUUCUCCUUACUGUUACCUAAGUUUUAUCCUUGUUAAUAAUUAGUUUAGAAUGCCAGCAGGAUAGUGUUUGCUGAAUAUUUGCCAAAGAUGGUGAACAUUCUGCUUUCUCUUCCCUUGCUCUGUCCUGGGCUUGUUGCAGCGUUGCCAGGAUAUGUAAACAUAUCGCUUCCGUGUGCAUCUGCAACGGUGCCAUUACAUUCUCUACAGUGCAUAUGAUAAAAACUGUACACUGGGCUUCUGUUGGCCUCAUCGGGAUUGGCCUGACCCUUAUACAAGGUCUCUGCCACAUGUCCCCUUUAUAAGCUGAAGAGCCUGCCAGUCACAGGUUUUACCAGACACUUUGGUGUGUCCAUUUAAAGCUGGGGGGCAGGGGGCAAUAGCAUUAAUUGCAAUGUAUUGCACUUCUCUGCUGUUGUGGUUAAUUGUGCCUGUAUUAACACUGCCCACAGAAAGGGGAAUAACGCUAGACCUCUUCCUUCCCCCACCCCUCUCUCGAUUCCUCUUCCCCCUUCACUACCAGUAAUGCUAGUUCUGUUCUAAGCUGCUAUGAUAUCUCUCUCCCACAGCUUGUCCAUGGUUGUUGGGCACCUGCUUGCUUGCAGUGCUUUUUUAGCUCCUUCUGUGGAGAGUCCAGAAAUUAGAACCUUUGGGGACUGACUCUUGUUCCUUUUUCUCUGUGCCUUAAUUUUCUCACACUUGCAUGCACACCCAUCACGGUUAAUGGGGAUCCCAAAGGCAGGAGCAGUUCCCUUUUGCCCAAGUUGUGCUUGGCCAGGCAAGAGGUUUGUGUGGGGCUGGGCAAGUUUGCUAAGACCCUUAGUAGUUCUUCCUGGAGGAGUGCUUACGCUGCUGCUGAAGUUGGCACUCCAGUCUGCAUGUUCUAGCAGAAACGGGGUGGGAGGUGGGACGACAGUGGAGCACAACCAUCCCAUUCAUAUUCCCUGCUCAAAAUAGCCUGAGGGGUUGAGAACUCAGGAGAUGGAGGACGUAGAAGAAGAGAGACGGAAAAGCAACAUGCUUCUGUAAAUAUAUAGUCACCCCUUCCUUUGCUGUUAGACCCGUGCAAUAUAUUCCUGCGGGGUGGCUUUUAAAACCCUGCUGCUGCUUUAAAAGAACACACACUCAGACCCACAGCCUAUGGGUUUCUCACUAGCACCCCCCAUUGGUAAGCUUUAUCAGAUCAGCCAGUGACUUGUGCCAUUGCAGCCCAAGCAUGAUCCUGCUUGUCUGAAACCCCUGCCCUCUUUCUUUCGUGCUAGAUAUGGCCACCUCCAGUUGCUCUGGGCCUUUCCUGAUGAAGUGGAGCAGGAGGAAGCCGCCACUUGCCAGAACAGCACAGCUACAUUUUCGCAGCUGUGCAGCUCUUGAUGCAGGGAGGCUAGCAGCUGAUCUUGCAGUCGACAGGGCUUGGGUCAGGUCCCUGCGCCAUUGGGAGAGCAGAGUUAUCUGUCUGUGCCAGCAGCCUGGCCUUUUACAGCCAGUCCUGUGACACGUUGCCUCAUGAAACGAGGAUGAGUUUCAAAGAACUCUUUGUUGAAAUGCUCUUUUCUACUUUUAAUUUUGGAAUGGGCAAGGGAGUUGUUGCUCAGUUUUGCCCAUUCCUGUUUUUGUGGGACCGCUUCUCUCUUCCCUGCUUACCUCCAUAUACUUCCCAACCGUGUGCCUACUCUCGCCACCAAUCAAUUGAAUUGUGUGUGUGUUGGGUCUUCCCGGUGAGUCCCCUUUUGUAUGGGAUGGGUGGAGGACGUGGCUGAAGUCUUACCUGCAAGUGAGCAGGAAUUUCAGCAUUGGGAGGAAUUCUAUAUAUAUAUUUUAAUUUUUUAAAAUGCAUACUAUAUAUAAAUAUAUACUGUGCAUAGGAACUGGGUAUUCUUGAAGCUUCCUGUAGGUAGUGGUUAGAAGUAAGCAUAACCACUCUCAAAGCAAGAACAAGUUCCCGUAGUCUCUGGCUGAGUGGCUUUUUAAACGUAGAGCCACGUUAAAGCCACCUGUGCUAAAGUUUGGGUUUCCUUCUGUCUUUUUGUUCUGUUGUCUCUCAAGACAGGAAAGGAAUAGUCCGCGGCUGCACAACUUCCACCCUCCUUCAGAUGUUAGACUAUGACUCCAUCAUCCCUGACUACUUUGUACUGUGGCUGAGGAUGAUGGAAGUUGUAGUCCAAAAACACCUGGGAGGCUGAAGUUGUGCAGCUUGGGAAUAUAGCCCAAAGAACUUGAUCCUCAGCCCAGCAAUGAUCAUGUGUUUUGCUUAGGGCUUCUCAGAGGCUGAUCACUUUAUAUACUUGCCUAAACAUCAGGCCUACCAGAACACUCUUAGUGCUGUCCUCUUCCUUCCCCCUUAUGUAACAUACCCCUGGAAUUUGUUUUUACUAUUUUUCCAUGUAGUUUAGUUAUUUGUAUAUAAAUGACUGAAAGAGAAUACCCUGUAUGAUAUGACAGAGUUACCUAGUUUUGUACCUCUCGUGUAAUAACUGAUGUGAGCUCAGAGACAAGCCAUUGUCUCUGUUUUGGUCUUUUGUGAUGUUAUACUGCUCUGCAGAAACAAACAAAUACAACAAAUAAAAAUAUAGAGAUAAUAUAGAUUCUACUUCAA
Hemicordylus capensis (graceful crag lizard) is the source of this 5588-nucleotide messenger RNA. RefSeq names its product transmembrane protein 184B (gene TMEM184B). NCBI's taxonomy places the organism in Eukaryota, Metazoa, Chordata, Lepidosauria, Squamata, Cordylidae. The coding region runs from base 431 to 1681 and encodes 416 amino acids. Gene Ontology annotation, biological process: transport. The record is from RefSeq and is a predicted model, not a curated record. Gene Ontology annotation, molecular function: transporter activity. The transcript has 10 exons.